GUUCCUGCAGGUGAGCCAUGUCUGACGGCGACCUGUUGGCGGUGACGGUCUCGCAGUGGACAGGGUUCGACCCGCCCGUCCCGGCUAACCACACCGACACCCCGCCGCCCUACUUCCUCAACGUGACGUACGACGAGCUCGAGUACUCCACACCGGGCCCCAACGGCACGGCUUGGGAGGACGACAUCGCCUACAACCGGCACAGCCGAGUCAUCGCCCUGGGGGUCCUCUUCACCGCCGGGCUCUGCGGUAACCUCUGCGUCUGCAACUGGAUGCGCGUGCACCGCAAGAAGAAGUCCCGCCACAACACCUUCGUCUUGAACCUGACCGUGGCCGACCUCCUGGUGACGCUCAUCACCGUGCUGUCACAGAUCAUCUGGGAGCUGAUGGAGCUCGCCUGGAUGGCUGGGGACGUGGGCUGUCGGGUGGUCAAGUUCGGACAGGUCUUCGCCAUUAUCGCCUCCUCCAACAUGAUCGUGCUGCUGGCGCUGGAUCGGCACAACGUCAUCAUGAAGCCCUUCAGCUCCCGCUGGCGGCCCUGGAAGAUCACGGCGGCAGGCUGGGUCAUCUCCCUGCUGCUGGCCGCGCCACAGGCAUACGUCUUCCGCGGGGGCCAGGACGAAGAUGGCGUCCCUUACUGCAGGAGUAUCUUCUCCUCCCAACCUGCGUGGCACCUGCAGAUCUACAUCAUCUACGGCGCCACCGUGGUCUUCGUCGUGCCCUUCUGCAUCCUGUCCUACACCUACAGCCGCGUGCUGGCCAAAGUGUGGGUCCGGGCCCGGGCGGGAAGCCCCCGGGCACUCGCACGGCAGGCCGGAGGGAACAAGAAGCCUUCGCGCCGAGUGUCGUGCGUGGCGCAGGUUGGCAACCUCCUGCCGCGCGCCAAGGUGAAGACGCUGAAGAUGACGCUGGUGAUCAUCAUGGCGUUCGUGCUGUGUGGACUGCCCUACUUCAUCGUGGAGAUCAAGGUCGCCUUCGGCGGCAUGUCGAAGCUGGACAAUGACGUGUACGCCGUGCUGGGCGUCUUCGCUGUGGCCAACAGCGCCGUCAACCCCUUCGUCUUCCUCUUCUUCAACUCCACCAACAAGUUCAUCCACAGCCUGGAGCAGAGGUGCUGCUUCGCCUGCCUCAGCAAGAAGCGCGUCCGGGAGGGCGUCCGGCGGAUGGAGCUGGUGAUCGCCUCCUGGUCUCCCAGUCGCCGCGCCAGUAAACCGUCCAUAUCCCUCAGCACACACGUCCAGGAGAGGGGCAGGACUCGCAGCGCCAACCUGUAAGCUGUUGGCGAUGGAUCCACUGCAGCAGCAGAAGGUGGAGAGUUCGAAUCUCAGUAAACCCUCCAUAUCCCUCAGCACACACGUUCAGUAGCGGGGCAGGACCCUGAGACACUAGGGAAAUAGACACACUCGACCACACGGACAGCGACACCACCUUCCGGAUUAUUCUAACAUUGCAGCCAACAUUGCAGAAACAAAGUGCGAAACACUGAGCUUUUUAUAAGAAUGCUAUUCAGAUUACAAAAU
Messenger RNA from Branchiostoma belcheri (Belcher's lancelet), 1520 nucleotides. Its product is annotated as oxytocin receptor-like. The record is from RefSeq and is a predicted model, not a curated record. Bases 18 to 1274 code for a protein of 418 amino acids. Gene Ontology annotation, biological process: G protein-coupled receptor signaling pathway. Gene Ontology annotation, molecular function: G protein-coupled receptor activity; peptide binding. The transcript has 5 exons. Lineage: Eukaryota; Metazoa; Chordata; Leptocardii; Amphioxiformes; Branchiostomatidae. Gene Ontology annotation, cellular component: membrane.